Messenger RNA from Durio zibethinus, 3217 nucleotides. The record is from RefSeq and is a predicted model, not a curated record. NCBI's taxonomy places the organism in Eukaryota, Viridiplantae, Streptophyta, Magnoliopsida, Malvales, Malvaceae.
CCUUAUUCUUUUUUUAUUUGGAAUUAUUCAAUUCGAUGUAGUAGAGAUUGCAUGAGUUUGUAUAAUAGUUGUUCGAAAAAGUUUUGUGGUCUCUGCUAUAUACUGUCGUCUUCUUUGGUUUGACGUUUGCAAUGAUGUCUGUCUCUGCUAUCCCUAUCAUAGCUGUAGGAUGUAGCUUUGUGGUCUGAUUCAUGGCUGCCCUUUUAAGGCACAAACCCAAAGCUCUUCUUGCAUCCUGAAUCAAUAUUUUGGAGACCUGUCUGAGAGGAAGAUAGAGCUUAUUGUUCAGCUCAAUAAGAAGUAUGGCACAACAGUAUACAGAGCCGCUGUUGAAGAAGAAGUACCAUGAGAACUGCCCUGGAUGUAAGGUUGAUCAAAUGAAGGAGUUGCAGCGAGGCAUACCGAUUCGCCAACUGGUUUCGAUAUGGAUUGUUGUACUAUCUACUGCUUUGCCGAUAUCGUCUCUCUUUCCAUUCUUAUAUUUCAUGAUUAGGGAUUUUCACAUUGCAAAAAGAGAGGAAGAUAUUGGCUCAUAUGCUGGUUAUGUGGGAUCUGCAUUUAUGCUAGGAAGAGCUUUGACAUCUGUAUUAUGGGGAAUGGUUGCUGAUCAUUAUGGCCGAAAGCCUGUUAUAAUCAUGGGAACUAUUACAGUGGUUAUUUUCAACACUCUCUUUGGCCUUAGUGUAAAUUUUUGGAUGGCUGUAAUUACAAGAUUUCUUCUUGGAAGUUUGAAUGGCUUGCUUGGAGCAGUAAAGGCAUAUGCAGUUGAAAUUUUCCGAGAAGAGCACCAAGCCUUAGGCCUUUCAACUGUUAGCACGGCAUGGGGCAUAGGAUUGGUUAUUGGCCCUGCCCUUGGAGGUUUUCUAGCUCAGCCAGCAGAGAAGUAUCCGAAUAUCUUUUCCAAAGAUUCUAUAUUUGGAAGAUUUCCAUAUUUCUUACCAUGCCUUGCUAUAUCACUUUUUGCCUUGGGAGUAACCAUAUUUACUUGCUGGCUUCCGGAAACACUUCAUAAACACAAUGACAACAAUAGAUCAUGUGAUGAUUCAUAUGAUGCUUUGGAAGCUGCAUCUCAUGAAUCUAGCACAAAAGAAAUAAAAGAAGAAAAUGAAGGAAAAGAAUCUGCUUCUAAGCAAAGCCUUCUAACGAAUUGGCCUUUAAUGUCAUCUAUCAUUGUUUAUUGUGUUUUCUCCCUUCAUGAUAUGGCAUACACAGAGAUAUUUUCAUUAUGGGCUGUUAGCCCUAGAAAGUAUGGGGGAUUGAGUUAUUCAACAGAGGAUGUUGGAGAAGUUCUUUCGAUCUCAGGUUUCAGCCUUCUUGUCUUUCAACUUUCCCUUUAUCCGUUUGUGGAGAGGAUUCUAGGACCCGUAAUGGUAUCUCGAAUUGCAGGUGUCUUAACUAUACCUCUGUUGCAAAGUUAUUCUUGUAUUGCCAUUUUCUCUGGGUUCACUCUUAGCUUGGUAAUAAAUUGUGCAUCUAUCAUGAAGAACGUUUUAUCAAUAUCAAUGGUAACUGGAUUAUUUAUUCUGCAAAAUCAAGCUGUGGAUCAACACCAAAGAGGAGCGGCUAAUGGCCUUGCCAUGACUGCAAUGUCUCUUUUCAAAGCAGCUGGUCCAGCAGGAGGAGGUGCAUUGUUUUCUUGGGCAGAAAAGAGACAAGAUGCUUCAUUUUUUCCAGACCAGAAGUAGCUUAUAACAAUCCGGACCUUAAUGAGAUUUGAGAGAAUUUAGGAGAUUCUGGAAUUAUCCAAAAAGAGAUACGAAGAGAAGAGAGAAAAAGAAUAUUCAAUGUGAAGAGGAAUUGUAUAUUUCAAUCAUGGUCAACUGAAUCUGUUACAAUCAUUAUUGUACUCUUCUCUCGAGAAUUUCUCCAAUACCUCACUUGUCUGUUACUAACAACAAAACCAAAACAAAAAUUACUAACUCGUUUAUUUACUCCAUAUAUUAGCUAAAUCUUUGGGCUGAUUAACAUGGACCAAUACUGCUAAUAGGCCCAAUAGAACUUUAGCUCGCAACAUUGUCUACCUCUUGAAAGAAUUCUUGUCCUCAAGGAUUGAAAGAAGGAAAUUUGCUUUGCAGUUCAUAUAAAUUCUUCUAGGUAGCAUUUUUAGGGUAACAAUUACUCUAUUGCACUAGUACUUCCAUGAUUGCUUUCUUCUUGUUCAACCUUCUGGCUAGUUAGCUAUUGGUUCCUUAGCUAUCAUUCCUUCAUUGAUCUAAGAAAGAUGAAACUGAGUUGGUGUCUUUCCCACAUGUUUGAAUUGUGCAACAUGAAAAAUUGGACGAACCUUUGCUUUUGGAGGCAGCUCUAAUAUGUAAGCAACUAUUCCAUUUUUUUCAGCACCUUGUAAGGACCAAAGAAUUGUGUAGCUAAUUUCAAAUAAAACUUAUUAUUGAUUGAAUUCUGCCUAUAUGGUUGAAGGUUAACAUAAACUAGGGUACCAAUCUUGAGUGUCCUAUUAGUUCUAUGCUUAUCAGCCUAUUACUUAUCUUAUUCGAGCUCUAUCCAAAUGAAAUCUCAAAAGUUUAAUCAUGAAUUCUUUUGCUUUGAAGGCUUCUAUCAACUUUUUCAAUUUUAGAAUCCCUAAGCAGAUAAGGCAUAUGGAUUUGCAUUGGUUGACCAUGUACUAUCUCAUAUGGUGUGGUUUGAAUAGAAGUAUGAUAACUAGUGUUAUACUACCACUGAGUGAGAGGCAUCCACUUAGACCACUAUUUUGGCUUUUUCCCAAACAUGCACCUCAAAUUGUUAGGUAAAAAGCCUCUGUCUAAUUAAGCAAGUGGAAGCAUAAUUAAAUAAUUAAUCAAUCACACAAGAGAUAAUAAUUUAAUUCGGUUCGAUCCAAUUGACUUAGUUUACGGAUGAGAAACAAGAUCCACUAGUUGUAGAGAAUUAUAAACAUACAAAUUAAAUCAAACACUCAUAACUAAUACUUAUAAACCAUCUCAAUCUCUUUGUCCUCUGGAGUAUUCUUAAUCCAAACAAACACAUACCCAUGUGCACCCUUUUAAUACAAACAAACACAUACCCAUAUAUACCGAUUCAUCAUUCUUAUGUGGACCAUCUCAAUCUCCUUUAGUCCACUCACAUGCACCACACCUAUGUGAACCCUCUCAAUCUCUUCGAGUUCACUCACAAACAUACAAAAAUACACAUCCAUAAGAUGUAAACCUUCAGUAGUCUUAUGAGGUGUCUAUUUCAUAAAAUCUUAUAACUCUCUUAC